Molecule: messenger RNA, 1331 nt
Organism: Columba livia (rock pigeon)
Lineage: Eukaryota; Metazoa; Chordata; Aves; Columbiformes; Columbidae
Gene: MRNIP
Product: MRN complex interacting protein
Exons: 7
Coding region: 80-1189 (369 amino acids)
Biological process (GO): mitotic G2 DNA damage checkpoint signaling
Cellular component (GO): nucleus
Molecular function (GO): chromatin binding
Source: RefSeq, a predicted model, not a curated record
CGGGACUCGGGGGGCGGGGCGGGAGAAUGGCGGGGCGGUCACGUGGCCGGAAGGCGCGCGUUGCCAUGGCGGCGGCGGGAUGGCGCAGCGGUUCUGGGUGCUGCGCUGCUGCUCCUGCCGCCGCUUCCAGGUGCAGCAGGCCAAGCGGAGCGGGAAGUGGAGCUGCAGCGUGUGCGGCCAGCGGCAAGCGGUGCAGAAGAUUUAUGGCCAAGGGUCUGGCCCGGACUGUAGACACCACGUCCAGAAAUUAAACUUGCUGCAGGGCAAGGCAGAGGAAGCGAUUGGUCAGACACAUCGGUGCGUAGAAGAAUCUGUAAAUGCCAGAAAAAACAUAGCAGCCCAACAUGAAGACAGUUUGGUCCAGCAGGAGGGAACAGCAGAAGUCAGUCGCUGGAGUAAAUACCUGGACAAGGACAGUGAAGGUCAGGAAGAUGGGCAGGAGGAGGCAGAAAGACAACUGUUCUGUUCCCAGAGGAACAACACUGUGCAAGACCAAAGAAAACAGCAGAAGAGCUUCCGCUCCAGCGAUGCUCAGGAGUAUGCAGAGGAAAAUGGAGAUUUCCAGCUUGCCUACCGAGCCAAAAAGGUUAAAACUUCUGAGCGCAAGAAAUGUUCAGUAGCUGUGCAUGCUCAAGAUGAUGGAGACGUUUCUGAAGUCAGUGUGGUUCCUGCUGUCAGUGAGUCUGUAGUGCCUGAGGAGAAUACACAAACCCCAAUUGUUUGUACCAAACCCUCCAAGUGGGAAAAAUUUCUCUCAUGUUCUGACAACUAUAGUGAAGAUGCUGCCAGGGUCACCUUGUCACCACAGGAGGGCAGUGGGAGGUUGGGGCUACACAGCACCACUGCAGCAGAUGCUGGUAUGACCAGUAGAUGCUCAGAAAAGGUUGGAAGAACUCUACCUCAAGGUACAGGUUUUGAAUUUAAAAAGUGUGUUGCUAGCACUGAGCAGCUCAUCUCAGAACUGCCUGGCCCCGUGGUGCCCAGCAUCAGUCACUCAGUUGAGAAGAAUGUGUUCAAAGAACCUCAGAGACAACUGGUAAGGGCAGGAGCUGGUGUCUUGGAGACCACGGCAGGAAGGUGCUGCUUGGACAGCCCCAGAAGGACAAGCACCCUCUGUAACCCAAAGCCCAGUAGUGUUUCCUGUGAACCCCUCUUCUGCACAGGUGAGGAGUUUGAUGAUGAUCUCUGAGAAGUUCAGGCAUCUUUACCAUUACUUUCUUGUUUUUCCUCUAUAGUGUAUUUUUUAUGUUGAAUACUGACACAGGUUUGACCUGAAGAUGGUUUUACUGUGAGCUUUACAGAAUUGCACUAUUAAAUGUUUACUUGCUCUA